GUACUAGUAGUAGGUCCGUCGUGUCUGUAGGCGUUGUUGUGAUUUGUCAUGUGACCGUGAAAAUACAAUGGAAGUUACGAAAAAUACCUGUCUUCUUUCAAAAUGCCCAGUAGAUAGAAUUGAGGAGUUUGGUCAUGGACUGAUUGAUGGAAUUCUGGGUAGGGCCAGGUUAAGGUACAAAGACUAUGGUAAAAUAUGGGAUAUUGAAGAGUGGUUCGAUGUGCUUGAUGCUUGCCAACGAUGUGUCAAAAAGAUGUCUCAAAAAGAAUUAACUAAAGAACAGGUGUCUCAGCUUUUUGAUGGCGUUCCCGCUGACCACGUCCAAGGCUUUGUAGGUUGUGUAAACAUACGAGCAGUAGAAUUGCGGCAACACCUACUUGAAGAAGUAACAGCAAUAUCUCAUUCACAUCUCCAAAAUUUUGAUUGGAAAUUAAAGUUGGCUUUAUCUAGUGACAAGAUUUCAUCGGUUCAAGAGCCGUUAGUAUCCGUAGACUUUGACAUUAGUUCCGGCGAUGAAACGGAAACCGUGUCGUUAGAAAUGAACCAAGACGAAUUCAAGAAGUUUGUCAAUUCACUGGAAGCUGCAAGCAAGGUUGUAUUACAAAUGCAGACUUAAGGCUGACUUUCCAGAUUUUCUGUAGAUGGCAUAAGAUAUUAGUGGCAGAUCCACAACAUUUAUGGUGCAAGUGGCAAUUGAGGGGUGAAGGGGUGGAACCUAUUGAGAGAGAAUGUUUUGGGGUGUCCCUUACAUUUUGUGAGGGUUCAGGGAAGCUUUGGAGUUUUAGCCAUUUUAAUCUCUUACCUAAAUGAUUUCAUAUUAAUUGGUUAGUGAUCGUUUGGCUACUGCUGGGGAUUGAGAGUGGGUGGGGUGCACCCUUUGAUCCGCUACUUGAAUAUCCAGCUUAUAUUGUAUUCAAUAAUCAAGCAGUGACCAAAGAGGAAUUGCCAGUCAGGGACAUAAUGGCAGGAGGCUCAUAUGACCAUUCAUGCACACUGUGGUAGCUCCUAAAAUUUGGAGGAAGGUGGAGGGGCCAAAAAUGUGAUGGAGGUCCAAUCCAGGGGGUCCUUUAUGACCCCUUGGUCACAGCCCUGAAGUGAAGCCCUUUUUUGUUGGGAGGGGGAGGUUGUGGGGGAAAGAUUUUAUGAUUUUUGAAGUUGUGGUCUAAAUUGCAAAUUUAAGAGAACUGCAAUACAACUUUUGGUUUGACCAACAAAUUAAAAUGUUUGUG
Anneissia japonica is the source of this 1229-nucleotide messenger RNA. RefSeq names its product COMM domain-containing protein 8-like. NCBI's taxonomy places the organism in Eukaryota, Metazoa, Echinodermata, Crinoidea, Comatulida, Comatulidae. The transcript is spliced from 5 exons. The coding region runs from base 68 to 616 and encodes 182 amino acids. The record is from RefSeq and is a predicted model, not a curated record.